Messenger RNA from Cylindrotheca closterium, 1425 nucleotides. Lineage: Eukaryota; Bacillariophyta; Bacillariophyceae; Bacillariales; Bacillariaceae. The record is from the annotation of a GenBank genome assembly.
AUGAGCUCCGAUCUUGAAAAGAAAGAAAAGACAGAGAAAACGAAGAGCAUUCUUCGGUGGGCAGCUCUAUUUUUGGGAGAGUUGCGUGAUGGUUUGACAAUGAUCAAUAUGCAAAGUGCUUUCUUGAUUGUUGCCAAAGAGUAUCACGAGACUCAAGUUGGGGUUCUAUUUUUCGUGUUUGGAAUGUCUCAGUUUCUCUUUCAGACUCCUGCUGGAUACCUCUAUGAUUACACUGAAAAUAAAGUCUUGUGGCUCUCCAUGGCUGGAAUUGCUACCACUACCAUGACCGUACUUACUGCAAUUUUUGCUACACAAGACAACUUUCUGCUAAUGGUAUUUAUCAAGUUUCUCCAAGGAGGUAUCACCUCAUUUAUUCCUCCUGGUUUGAACAGUAUCACGCAGGGGAUUGUGGGUUCGAGUGGUAUGACAGGUCAGGUUGCCGUUAAUGAAAUGAUGAAUCACUUGGGAACUGCCAUUAUUGUCGGAGUUGGAUCCAUUAUCGCCUACUCUCUCUACCCCAACAUUGGGGUCUUGUUCAUCGUCAGUCCGAUUGCUUGCCUCUUUUUUGUUUACUUUCUGAAUCAAAUUAAAUCCGAAGAUAUUGAUCAUGAUGCUGCCCGUGGACUUGUUGCUGAGGUUUCCGACGAAGCUGCCAAUGCUAAAACAACUAGUCAAGUGGAACCUAGUUAUGCUUUUGGAGAUGCCGCAACCACACACAAUGCCGAUGGCACGCAAAAGGCAACAUCGCCGCUGCAACUUCUUCGGGAUCCAAUUUUGCUUCUAUUUAUUGUAAUUUGCUUCUUGUUCCACUUGUCAAAUGGAACCGUCCUUCCUUUGGUUAUGCAAACUCUAGCAAUUGGGAACGGAAAGAAUGGAAUCCUAUUGAGUGGAAUGUGUAUCACGAUUGCUCAGCUAGUCAUGGUGGCCAGUGCAAAGACUUGUGGUACUUACUCGGAAAAAUACGGUCGUAAGGGCCUGUUUUUGGUUGGUCUCGGUAUUGUCCCAAUUCGGUGUGCCAUUUUGGCUGGACUUUUGGCGAUUAAAGGUGAUAGUGACGCUGGUUUUUUCCUGCAAACAGUGAUCUUGUCCACACAAAUUCUCGAUGGUGUCGGUGCCGGACUUUUUGGAACCAUGUACAUUUUGGUCACUAGUGAUAUUAGUGGAGGAACCGGGCGAUUUGGACUCACUCUUGGAAUGACCACAGCCGCGAUGAGUAUCGGAGGAACGGUAUCUGGAUUCUUGGGUCAAUAUCUUGCGCAAUACUAUGGAUACCUAUCGGCGUAUGUUAUUUUGAUGAUCAUGUCGUUGGUUCCAACACUUGUCUACCUAAUCUUUAUGCCAGAGACGCUCCCAGAGAAGCAAAAGAUCGAGUCUGGACAAGGAGGAGAAGUUCAACCGAAAAGUGACUAUAUGGAGAUGGUAUAA